GACAAUUUAGUGAUUUGUUGAUAAACUAAAAACAACGUGAUGAAGAUCUCACGAUUUAAAAAGUCUCACAAAACUCUUGCAUUUUUUUCAACGCACUUUGAUUACCGUGAACCGUAUCAGGUGCUUAUUGACGCUACCUUCUGUCAGGCUGCUUUGCAGCACAAGAUCGGAAUAGAUGAACAAAUUAAAAAAUAUUUUCAAUGUAAUGUGAAACUUUUAACUACGCAAUGCGUCAUACUCGAAGCCGAGGCACUAGGAGCUCCAUUGUUAGGCGCCUUAUCGAUUGUCAAGCAGUUCUAUGUGCACAAAUGCGGGCACGAAGGCAAACCUGUUGCAGCUGCGCAGUGUCUUAAAUCGAUGACAAAGGACAAUCGCUACAUAGUUGCAACACAGGAUCGCCUGCUACAGGCAAGUCUUCGUAAGGUGCCCGGACGUUGCCUUCUCUACCUGCACAAAGCGACGCCGGUGCUGGAGGCGCCCUCAGAAGCGUCCAAGAAAUGGGUGCAAAAGAAAGCCAAGAAUUUGAUGCUGGGCCAACACGAACAGAAGAUCGAAUAUAUGAAAGAGAAACAGGGCAUAAAGCCAACUGAGCCCGUUAAGCCGAAAAAAGUCAAGGGACCAAAGAAUCCAAAUCCGCUUUCAUGUAAAAAGAGCAAAAAAGCGAAUAAGCCCAGCCUCCAGCAAGUAGAGCAGACAACACAGCUGAAGGCCAAAAGAAAACGCAUCAAGAUUCCAGAGCACGUGAAAGCAGCACUUGGAUCAAAAUAAACUUCUUUAUAUAAUUU
Drosophila arizonae is the source of this 785-nucleotide messenger RNA. RefSeq names its product rRNA-processing protein UTP23 homolog. Gene Ontology annotation, cellular component: small-subunit processome. Lineage: Eukaryota; Metazoa; Arthropoda; Insecta; Diptera; Drosophilidae. The record is from RefSeq and is a predicted model, not a curated record.